Molecule: messenger RNA, 996 nt
Organism: Zea mays
Lineage: Eukaryota; Viridiplantae; Streptophyta; Magnoliopsida; Poales; Poaceae
Product: glutathione S-transferase T2-like
Exons: 5
Coding region: 1-945 (314 amino acids)
Source: RefSeq, a predicted model, not a curated record
AUGGAUUCUGGGUAUUACACUAAUCUCCUAGUCAAUGGUGUUCAAGAAUCUCAAGCACCUCCUAGUGAUGCAAGAAUUCAACAUGGAGAAGCAACAGCCAAGAGUUGUCAGGGUAGAAGCAAAAAUUUUAGAGAUGAUGAAGACAUUCUUCUUGUGUCAGCUUGGCUAAAUGUGGGCAUGGAUCCUAUUCAAGGAGUUGAUCAAAGACAUGGCACACUGUGGACAAGGAUACAUGAUUAUUUCAAUGCAAACAAGAUGUUCGACUCAAAUCGUUCUGAAGGAUCUUUAAUGAAUCGUUGGUCUAGUAUACAACAUGAUGUUAAUCUGUUUUGUGGAUGUCUGUCUAGGAUUGAGGCUAGGAACCACAGUGGGUGGUCAAUUGAUGACAAGAUCGCAAAUGCAUGUGCAAUGUUCAAGGCCGAAGAUCCGAAGGAAAGGAAAUUUUCAUUCCUGCAUUGCUGGAAAAUCUUGAAGGACAAGCCAAAGUGGAUGGAUAGACGGAAGGAAAUUGGAAGUGCAAAAAAAUCAAGCAAUAAGAAACAGAAGACAACGACAAAUUCUUCUCCAGCAUCAGUUGCUGCUGCUAUUGCCAUAGAUGCCCCUUUGGGAGGUGUUGAUCAUGAAGAACCGUCAGGAAGACCCGACGGUAAGAAGAAGGAGAAACAGAAACUCCGGCAAUGUUCGACCAUGGAAGCAGUAGACUAUCUAAUUGCAAAGAAGAAAGAAUCUGACAUUCAGAAAGAAUUGAAGAAAGAGGAGAGGUGCAACAAAGCCUUUGCUCUACAGGAAGAAAGGCUCAAAUUGGAGAAAGAAAAAUUUGCGUUCCAAAGACAGUUAGAAGAGGAUAGAAUUAUUGAUUUGGACCUGAGCAACAUGAACUACAAGCAACAACAAUAUUAUGAAGAUCGUCAGAACGAGAUUCUUGCAAGACGUCUGAAUGUCUAGAGUUGUCUAGUUAUAGUUAUAGUGUCCCUGAUAAUUUUUCUAGAUUCUUGU